Ictidomys tridecemlineatus (thirteen-lined ground squirrel) is the source of this 1008-nucleotide messenger RNA. NCBI's taxonomy places the organism in Eukaryota, Metazoa, Chordata, Mammalia, Rodentia, Sciuridae. The record is from RefSeq and is a predicted model, not a curated record.
UUCCUGACAGGAAAUUGUCCUCCUCCAAGCCACCCCCCCCCCCAGAUCUAAGCUCUCAGCAGCCCUGGCCCAAGUAGCCUGGGGACAGGACAGCAGUGGGGACACAGGGACAGGCACCGAGGACAGAGGUGCCCGCCUGUCAAAAUGCCCAUCCUGAAGAGCCUAGGGGUGGCAGACCCUAAGGUGCCCCGAGCAGGGACCCUGCCCUUGAGGUCCUCUCGGAACCCCUUCGAGGACAUUCCAGGGCUGGAAGAAGAAUCUGGGGAGCUGGGGACUCUGCCCAAUGGAACGUCUUGUCACCGCCGCGCCACCCUGGAGAAGCUGGCAGGCCUGUCCCCUUUCCGGCUGGGCUGGGCCCAGGGCCGACGGGCAGGCAGUCCCGGGGAUGGGCCACCGCGCUCGUUCCUGGGCCGCGUGCUGCCCCCGGGGCUCCGAAGGAGCUCAGCAGACUUUGGCCUCCUGGCCCGGCUGCAGGGGACACGCGCCCACAGUGACGAGGAGGGGCCUGGGGAGGCUGCCCGGAGACUGGCCUUCCUGCGCCUGGGGCGUGGGCCCAAGCCUCGGCGGGCAUCCCUGGCUGAGAGGGUGGUCCCAGCCGGGGAAGCUGCUCCUGAGCCUCCACCCAAGGUCCCGGAGCCCCCAAAGAUGAAGGAGCCAUUGUCAGUGCUGGAGAUCCUGAACUUGAUCCAGCAGCGCGAGCUGGCGCGGGCCGACGAGCACAUCUUGGAGCUGGAGGCGGAGGAGCUGGCGUCGUCGGGGGGCGCGCCAGGGCCGCCGGUGGCGGAGGGCGCGAGCGGGGGCCGCCGAGCGCGGGACGUGGCGCUGCUGUACGAGGCCCUGCAGCGCGAGCUGUGGGCGCUGGUGCGCGAGACGCUGGCGGGACCCGGGCCCGGCGCGGGAGCCGGGGCGGGUGAGCGGGACCGCCGCUGUAAGAUCGCACAGAGCCCCAGCCCCACCCUGGCCUCCUCAGAUCCUAGGGACCUUGGAACGCCAGCCCUUCAGUCCUAG